This is a messenger RNA of Plasmodium relictum, 1854 nucleotides long. RefSeq names its product conserved Plasmodium protein, unknown function. Bases 1 to 1854 code for a protein of 617 amino acids. The record is from RefSeq and is a predicted model, not a curated record. Lineage: Eukaryota; Apicomplexa; Aconoidasida; Haemosporida; Plasmodiidae. The transcript has a single exon.
AUGCUACUUUUAUAUAGAAAUAAUAUACUAAAAAAUUGGUUAAAACUAAAUAAUAGAAUUUUAAUUUAUAAUAAAUAUUUGGAAAAUGUAAAUAUAUGUAGGGUAAUUAAAAAGAAUUAUGGGAUUUCAAAUCAAAUAAAGAAAUGUUGUAGUAAUGAAGAAAUAAUUAAGCAUAUAAAAAACGAAUAUGAUAUUAACUCUGAUUUAAUUGAUUUAAAUAUAAAAAAAACUAAUGAGAAAAAUAUUUAUGAAAUAAGUAAUAGAUGGAGUAAUUUCUUUAAAUGCGAAAAAAGUCUAUAUAAUGUAAUAAAUAAAUAUUUAAAGACAAAUAAAAUGGAUAGUUAUUUACAUAAUUAUUUGAAGUUCAUGAAUAAUGAGGAAUUAAACAGAGCAGAGGAUUGUAAAAAUAAAAAUAUUUAUGAAACAGAGGAAGAAAUUAAAAAUAUAUUAAUAUAUAUAAUGACUUUUUACUAUAAAAAUGUUCGUGAUUUUAAUAUAAUAUCUUUAUUAAGUGAAAAUUUAACGAAGUUAUUAAAAAAAUUAAAUUCUGAUUACAAAAAUAAACAUUUAAUUUUUACAAUUUUUGAAGUAUAUAAUUAUAUAAAAGCUAUGAAUGACGAAUUAUUUUCUAUUCUUUUUGAUUUAUUAAAUAAUUAUUAUAUAACAUCAAGAAUGGAAAAUAUAAAUGAUGAUGAACUUUUACUUAUUUUAAAGACACUUUAUAAUCAGAAGUAUAAAAAUCAUUUACUAGUUAAUACAAUUAUAGAUUAUAUAAAAAAUUCUUCUAAUUUAAAUUCAGAUGUUAUAGUGAACUCCUUUUUUUAUUUAUCUUUAUUAUCAAGAAUGGAUGUUUCUUUAAUUAAUAAAAUUCAUACUCAUAUGUUUUAUGUGGAUAAUAAGAAAAAAAUCUCACAAUGUAAUAAAGAAAAAAGAAUAGAACAAAUCGAAGAGAAAUUCUUAAAUCAGUUAGAAAGUGAAAAUGGAGUAGAAACAAAUAACAAAAAAAAAAUUACAAACAGUCUAAUAGAAAAUAUACAAAACAAAAACUUAAAAAAUCAAAAUGAAGAAGUCUUAGAAAUUGAUAUAAAUAAUGUUGACAGUGUUGAUGAUAUAAAAUUAAAAAUAAAUUUAUCAGCAUUAUGUUGUUCAAAAUUAUUAUAUGCUUAUUUUGCCUUGGGUGAAGAUUACAUAAAUUGGUUUAUAAUCCAUAAAUUACUUAUAAUAUUAUGUAAAAAGUUAAGUGACGAAAGUAUUUUGAAAAAAGAGAAAAAAAUGCAUGAAAUGUUGUGCGUUAUAAGGAGUUAUUUAAGAUAUAAUAAAAGAAAUUUUUAUAACGUCUUACCAAAAGAUAUAAAAAAAAAAUUAAAAGAGGUAUAUAUUAUGGAUAUAAAGGAAAAAAAAAUUAAUGAAAGAAAUUUUGUUGAAAAGUUAUCGUGGCAUUUAAAAAAACUUCGCAUUCCUCAUAUUAAAAAUGUAUAUAAAGGAGGAAUAAUAUUUGAUAUUUUAGAAAAAGAUAAAAAAUUAGUAUGGUUAUGUUUUUCAUACCAUCAUUAUUAUGUAAAAACCAUUGAUUUAACUAUUGAAAAAUUAUUACAUAUUAAUAUAAUUAAAUCAAUGAAUUAUAAAAUAGCAAAAAUACAUUACUAUCAAUUUUCUAGAAUGAAAGCUAGAAAAACUAGAUUUGAAUAUAUAAGGAUGUGUAGAUACUAUGCUUUGCGUGAUAGAAGAAAUUUUGAUGAUGAAAUUGAAGGAUGGAAUUUGCCUUACAUAAAUUGGUACCAUAAAAAAAAUAAAAAUGUUCAUAUAUCAAAUUAUUUUUAUAAUUAUAAACCAGUGUCAGAAAUGGAUUACUAA